Molecule: messenger RNA, 1865 nt
Organism: Homo sapiens (human)
Lineage: Eukaryota; Metazoa; Chordata; Mammalia; Primates; Hominidae
Gene: ERICH2
Product: glutamate rich 2
Exons: 10
Coding region: 1042-1782 (246 amino acids)
Source: RefSeq, a predicted model, not a curated record
GAGAUAACUGGGCGAUUCUGACAGGCUUGUCUACACUACCAUUCUUUGACCGGCCGGUGCACACGCACCAACUCCUUCCCCGCAAAUAACGAAGAUGGCCCAGCCCAUCCCAGGGCUUCCCGACCCCCUUCCCUCAGUCCUUGCCCUUGCCCGGAAUUCUUUUACUUAUUUUUGGAAAAUUAGUUAAGACAUCACUACUAGCUAGAUAUAACUUGCUAGCCAUACAAAUUUCGAUGGAAUUUGGACAAAUCAUUUAUAUUCCCGGGCCUUAUUCUCAUCUUAUGAGAUGAUGAAAUUGACUUGAAACUUCCAAAAUGUUGAUAUUGUUCUUUUGACUACUCAAACUACUCUACACUGAGCCCCUGUGGCAUUUAAAGUAACACAUGGUAUAAUGAUCAAUUUAUUGUUUGGCAUAGGUGUCUUGGCUGAAUCUUAUUUUUACCCUAGGAGAACCCCUGGAAGUCGCUUUUUAAAAAUCUGAAAAGGACACCGGAAAUGUCUUUUAAUAUGUUUCAUUUUUCUAAAAACCAAAUACAAUGAUCCCCAAAUCCAACUUAUUUUUUAAUUUUUAUUUUGUUUUUUGUGAAUUGAAAUAGUUUUGGUUUUUGUAAUCUCUGGAGAACAAUAAUAACAAUAACAUUUCUCUUUACGUGUUAAGAGUUUUCCAGAGCUGAAAUUCCAGCAUCUCUAGGUAUUUCAUUGCACCCACUCCAGAAUUCCAGAGCUUUCUACCUACGCUCACCGGUUGAGCCACAUCCUCAGUGUUUUCUCCCUUCUUUGCCCCAUCCAGUUUCGGCGUUUAGAACUGGCUUCAUUUGUGACAGUUCACCUUCAGGACUGGCCUCCCUGAGCUGUAAAUAUUAACAAUAGUAUAGGAGGAGGAGUUAUAGUAACUGCAGUUCUGGCAGGAGAUGAGUGCUACUAUUAUUAUUUAUUGGUAGCUAAUUAUUUUAACCUUUGCAAUUUAACUCUAUAAGGACUUCUGUAGACAAGACAGAUACUGUAAAGACAGCAAAGAACAAACAGAAUGGCAGAUUGCUAAUGUUUGAUCCAAACGAAAAAGUGAUGAUUGAAUCAAACGAAGCAAUGUCAGAUAAAUGCCUCUUUGGACGCAGACCAAGAUUGACAAGCAAACUUAAUACCUCACCAACACAGGUCUCUGUAAAUGUAGCUAAAACAUUCUCAGAAAAGAAGGAAGUCCCUUCUAAGAAUAUUGCAAAUAAAGUCUCUUUACAGACUACUGAAAAUAGAGUAUCUUCAAGGAGUAUCGAAAGUAAAGAUAUCUUAACAAAUCUACAGUCUGACCUAUUGUCAUCUUCCUGCUUAAAAGAAAGCACAGGUGAAGUGAGCAAAGAUGCAGUCAUUGUAAAGCAGGAGAAAAAUAAUGAAUAUUGCCUUCAGGAUAUUGAUGAUAAAUUGUCAGAAUCAGCAGAGGAUGAUGGUGAAGAUGAUACCAAUGAUGAAGAUGAUGAUGAAGAUAGUAACCCUAAAAAGAAUACUCAGGCCCCACUAGAGUUAAUGGCAGAAUUUCUGAGAGCAGAAAUGGCCCGAGAGUACCAGCUGGCAAAAAAAUUAUGUCAGAUGAUCCUAAUCUAUGAACCAGAAAAUCCUGAGGCCAAGGAGUUUUUCACACUUAUUGAAGAAAUGUUGCUGAUGGAGAAAACUCAGAAUCAUGAGCAAGACGGUGAAAACAGUGAUGAAGACAGCAGUGGUGAGAGUAAAGGAGAAAGCGAUGAGGAGCUGAGUGACGAGAGCUCUGACGAAGGUGAAGAUGGAUCAUGAGUGUUGCUGCAAUACUUGAAGCUUCAUGUAUUUUCAUUAAUGUAUACCAUGCAAAUAUAAAGACAAGUGACAUUUUAGUCUAA